AUGUGUACCAUGAUAUUGUUAUACGUGGAUGAUAUGAUAAUUACGGGAGACGAUGUUGCUGAAAUUGCACGUCUUCAAGAUAACUUAUCCGUUCGGUUUGAAAUGAAAAACUUGGGAGAAGUUGGAUGCUUUCUGGGGCUUGAAAUAGAAAAGGCAGAUGGUUAUUUUGUUUCUCAAAAGGGGUAUGCUACCAGUUUAAUGAAGCGUUUUGGCAUGGAUGAUGCAAAACCAAUGGCUACACCUAUGGAGGCUGGUCUCAAAUUAUUGAAAGAUGAAGGGAAGUUAUUGAAGGAUCCAACCUUAUAUAGACAACUUGUGGGUAGUUUAAUCUAUUUAACUAUCACAAGGCCUGAUAUUCUGUAUGCUGUUGGAGUUGUUUCUCAGUUUAUGGAGAAACCUUGUGUGUCUCACUGGAUUGCAGCAAAAAGAGUUCUACGUUAUGUCAAAGGUACUUUGGAGUAUGGUCUUAUGUACACAGGCAGUAAAGAGUGUUCGUUGCACGGAUUCGUUGAUGCAGAUUGGGCUGGUGAUAUGAAUGACAGGCGCUCAACUACUGGAUAUUGUUUCUAUAUGGGUUCAGCAGCAGUUUCCUGGUGCAGUAAAAAGCAACGUAAUGUGGCACUUUCAAGCACUGAAGCUGAAUAUGUGGCAUCAACUAUGGCUACACAGGAGUGCAUUUGGCUGAAAAGAUUGAUUGGUGAUAUCAGCAACAAGGUAGACUAUUCAGUACCUAUCAAAUGUGAUAACCAGAGUGCAAUGCAGCUUGCAGCAAACCCGGUGUUUCACGCUCGCAGCAAACACAUCGAAAUUCAACAUCAUUUUGUUCGUGAGAAGGUGAUUGAUCGAGAAAUAGAGCUGCAGAACAUUCCAAGUGAAGAACAAGUUGCAGAUGUCUUUACCAAAGCACUUGGAAGAGUUAAGUUUGAAAAUUUUAGGAACCUUCUUGGAGUAAUUGACCGUAACUAUGCACUAAGGGGGAGUGUCAAAAAUUAG
Molecule: messenger RNA, 993 nt
Organism: Papaver somniferum (opium poppy)
Lineage: Eukaryota; Viridiplantae; Streptophyta; Magnoliopsida; Ranunculales; Papaveraceae
Exons: 1
Coding region: 1-993 (330 amino acids)
Source: RefSeq, a predicted model, not a curated record